UCCUGAAGAAGAUCGCACAGGUGAAAGAAAACGACUUGUAAGACAGCACCGAGAAGCAUUGGGGGGAAAUUAUCUUUUUGAUGGUAUGCAACUUUACCUUCCUCAUAAAUUAGGAUCUGAGGUUACAGAACUCUCAUCUAAAAGAGAAAGUGAUGGUUCAGCUUAUCAGAUCAAAAUCAAGUUUAUCAAAGAAUUGUCUACAAUGGAUUCACAAGGGCUGCAAAUUAUGAAUAUCAAAUUAAGACAAUGGCUUGAACAUCUCGGCUUACAACUCAUAGGACGGAACCAUUUCAACCCCAAAGCUGCAGCAAGAGACGAAAGAUACAAGUAA
Penaeus monodon (black tiger shrimp) is the source of this 331-nucleotide messenger RNA. Its product is annotated as piwi-like protein Siwi. The record is from RefSeq and is a predicted model, not a curated record. NCBI's taxonomy places the organism in Eukaryota, Metazoa, Arthropoda, Malacostraca, Decapoda, Penaeidae. Gene Ontology annotation, molecular function: protein binding.